Pipistrellus kuhlii (Kuhl's pipistrelle) is the source of this 647-nucleotide messenger RNA. It is a transcript of the gene EIF4EBP3, whose product is annotated as eukaryotic translation initiation factor 4E binding protein 3. Gene Ontology annotation, biological process: negative regulation of translational initiation. Gene Ontology annotation, molecular function: eukaryotic initiation factor 4E binding. The transcript has 3 exons. Gene Ontology annotation, cellular component: cytoplasm. The record is from RefSeq and is a predicted model, not a curated record. Lineage: Eukaryota; Metazoa; Chordata; Mammalia; Chiroptera; Vespertilionidae. The coding region runs from base 40 to 342 and encodes 100 amino acids.
CCGUACCAGCCGCUUGCCUUCCUGCUCCUCUCGCUCGCUAUGUCCACGUUCACGAGCUGCCCGAUUCCCGGGGGCAGAGACCGGCUGCCCGACUGCUACAGCACCACGCCGGGGGGCACGCUGUACGCCACUACCCCGGGAGGCACCAGGAUCAUCUACGACAGAAAGUUCCUGCUGGAGUGCAAGAACUCACCCAUUGCCCGGACACCCCCCUGCUGCCUCCCUCAGAUUCCCGGGGUCACAACUCUUCCAACAGCCCCAUCCUCCAAGCUGGAGGAGCUGAAGGAACAGGAGACAGAGGAAGAGAUAACCGAUGACGCACAAUUUGAAAUGGACAUCUAAUCCAGUGCAGAUGACCCGUGUGUGGAGUUACAGGAAUCCCUCAUGCCGCUGCUGCCACCACCUCUUCCUGGGGUAUCCGAAGACCAGCUGGCCUCAUCUAAUCUGGGAGUGCUUGACUCUGGGCCUUAGUUCUGAGGCAGCUAGACCAAGGAUAAGGAGUGGGCACCUUGCCAAGCCCUUAACUCUACUUUCUGUUCGGUUUGUAGGCACUCCUCCCAGCCCCAGCCCCACACUCAGGCUGAGGUGAGGACUGGGGGGAAUGGAGUAUGUCACUUGCCUCACUGCUUAGUAAAUAUUCAAAGAAA